Messenger RNA from Aspergillus welwitschiae, 507 nucleotides. RefSeq lists its product as uncharacterized. Bases 1 to 507 code for a protein of 168 amino acids. Lineage: Eukaryota; Fungi; Ascomycota; Eurotiomycetes; Eurotiales; Aspergillaceae. The record is from RefSeq and is a predicted model, not a curated record. The transcript is spliced from 3 exons.
AUGCCAUUCAUCGACUUUCAAAGUCCAUCGCUGUAUAAUCUGUCCGCAAUCGGAGUUUUUCGAGAAGGCCCUGAGGCCAAAACAAAUGUCGUUACUAUCCACGACGAUCCCACGAUCAUCAAGAAAAUGAUCGAUUAUUUCUAUCGUGGAGACUACGACGAUUCUCCGGACAAGAGUCAGCCUGCCACUAAUCCCGACUAUGAUUCUCCAACCACCAAGGCGCAUGUUAAUAUAGAAAUGUACAACGUGGCUGAUAAAUACGCCAUUGAACCACUUAUGGCCCUAGCAAAGAAAAAGCUCGAGUACAGACUUACCUUAGUCUGGGACAACAAGGAAUUCAUCCACAUUAUCGAGAAAGUCUACGGAGAGGAUAGCCCACAAAACUCGAAGCUGCGAGGGACAAUAGCCAAGUUCGCCGUUGAACAUCUUGCAACUCUUAUAGAGUUGCCUCGAUUUGACGAGGAUAUAGUCUGCGGUGUCAUUGGUCCCUCUCAGCUUGACCGAUAG